Messenger RNA from Glycine soja, 2374 nucleotides. RefSeq names its product protein SIEVE ELEMENT OCCLUSION C-like. The transcript has 7 exons. The record is from RefSeq and is a predicted model, not a curated record. Lineage: Eukaryota; Viridiplantae; Streptophyta; Magnoliopsida; Fabales; Fabaceae. Bases 202 to 2235 code for a protein of 677 amino acids. Gene Ontology annotation, biological process: phloem development.
UUUAUUUAUUUUAAACAGCGAUGGUCCCCAUUUUAUGAAUCAAAGUAUCAAAUAACUAGCUUCAUUUUGUAUAGAAACAGGAUUAUACACUGAUAGAAUAGAACCUCGUAAUUUUUAUAGCAUGGCAUGUGCAUUUCACCAUAGUUUCGGCCUUGAGUUAUUCCCUUAGAAAACAUUUCACUUCCAUUCUCAAUUCCAAACAUGCAACAUGAUAUUCUUAUAAAGAAGCUCCUCCUUACACACGAUCCAGAUGGUCGCAGACUGGAUUCUGAGACAAUGCUUCUUGCUGUUGGCAACAUUAUGUUUCAUACUUCCACAAUAAUAGGGGCUUUUAAUCUAUAUUCUGCUUCCUUUCAGAAGAAUGACAUAACUGAAAUUGAAACGAUUGGUUGUAGUGAACCAGUAGGAUUCAUCAUCACAAAAAUAGGCAAGGUACUCUGCAGAUGCUCUGGUGAAGGUGAUAUCAACUCAAGGAUCAUAAAUUUGUUUGAUUUGAUAGGAAAGUAUAGUUGGGAUGCAAAAGUAGUAUUAGUGCUUGCUGCUUUUGCAGUAAGAUAUGGUGAAUUCUGGCAACUUAAGCAGCUAUAUCGUGGUAAUGCUUUGGCAGCUUUAAUUUCAAAUAUUAAGCAGCUGCCCAACAACUUAAAGCCACUGAAGCUACAAAUCAAGGCAUUGAGCUUGUUGGUUAAGACCAUGAUGGAUGUGGCUAAGUGUAUCAUUAAGUUUGAGUACCUUCCCCUUCAACAUGUAGAGCCUGGAAAUGAUAUAUUCCUUGUCAGAGACACAAAGUCUCGAAUAUACGAAGCUGCAUACUGGAUCACCAGAAGCUGUUUAGCAUGUUUUUCUCAAGUCAUGGAUUUCACAGCCAAAAAACAUGACCAAGUGUAUUCAGAUUCAGCAAUAAUUGCUGCUUGGGAGCUUUCAAGUUUGGCGUAUAGAUUAAGUGGCAUAUGCUGUAAUCUCAGAAGACAGGUGGAUCUGUGUCACAAAGAGCUAGAGAGAAACUUGUAUGACAGGCUGUUGGAUCUUGCUCGUGAGGAGAACAUUGAUAAUCAAAAGACUCUCACUUUAUUUUUUCCUUCCAAGAAUUACUUGCCAUUGAAGGAUUGCUCAACAGAAGUAAAGCUUCGUGGUUCUGAACUGAAAAAUAAGACAGUUCUGUUGUUGAUCUCAAAACCGCAGCUACUCAACCCGAUAGAUAUAUACUUACUGGUCCAGCAAACAUGUGAUCAUCCUCUGAAUGAGAGGUUGAGGGAGAGUUAUAAGAUUGUGUGGAUUCCCCUUCCAUCUUCUGAUACAUGGACUGAAGCUGAAGAAAGAAGUUUUAAUUUUAUGUCCGAUUCCUUGCCUUGGAAUGCUGUUCGGAAACCAAGGUUACUUAGCUCAGCAGUGGUGAAGUACAUAAGGGAACAAUGGAACUACAAGGAUGAGCCAAUCAUGGUAGCUCUAGAUUCAAAAGGGAAGGUCACAAAUUACAAUGCUCUUGAUAUGAUCAACAUUUGGGGUGCACAAGCAUACCCCUUUUCGGCUUCAAAAGAGGAAGAACUAUGGCAAGACCAGAAUUUGACAAUGCAACUUUUGCUGGAUGGCAUCAAUCCUCUCCUUGCUUACUGGGUUGAACAAGGCAAAAAUAUUUGCCUUUAUGGGAGUGAAAACUUGGUUUGGAUCCAACAAUUCAAUGAUAAGAUAACUGAGAUCAAACGAGCAGGUCUGCAGCUGGAAACAAUAUAUGUUGGUAAUAGUCAAUCAGGUGAAAAUGUUAAGCAAAUAAUGGCAAGAGGUGGUGAAAAAAGUCUCAGUGAUCCACUUUCCUUCACAAAUGUGCAACACUUUUGGGUUCGAUUGGAGACCAUGAGAAGGUCUAAACUCAGACUAGGAAAGACACCAAGUUCUGAUCAUGUACUAGCUGAGUUGUCAACUUUGCUUGACAUGGAUGAUAGAGAAGAAGGUUGGGCUGUGAUUGGAUGUGGGGGUUCAAGCUCAACUGAUAUUCUUAGGCUUCAAGGGAUGCAGGUGAUGGAAUUCUUAAGGAAAUGUUCAGAGUGGAGAGAAAAUAUAACCAAUUUGGGAUUGCAUGGUGCUCUAAGAAACUUCCUAGACCCCCAUUUUGUUGAAGGGAGUUGCAAUCACUCAUACUUUGUUUCCUCUAGAGAAAAUGAAAGACCAAGUCAAGGAACUGUAAUGUGUCAAGUGUGCAAGCGUCCCAUGAAGAAUUUUGUGGUGUACCAGCCAUGAAUAGGACAGACACAAUAGUUGAGUUGAACUGUUUUUGUUACCAUUACCACCAAGUUUGUCUCUUAUUUUGAGUGUCAAUCAUUUGAAUCGGUUUUUGAAAAUUCUAAUCAGAAACAAAACCAAUUCUUUGGAGUGUCAA